Molecule: messenger RNA, 7826 nt
Organism: Pundamilia nyererei
Lineage: Eukaryota; Metazoa; Chordata; Actinopteri; Cichliformes; Cichlidae
Product: pleckstrin homology domain-containing family A member 5
Exons: 32
Coding region: 74-4777 (1567 amino acids)
Cellular component (GO): cytosol
Molecular function (GO): protein binding; phosphatidylinositol-3,5-bisphosphate binding; phosphatidylinositol-5-phosphate binding
Source: RefSeq, a predicted model, not a curated record
AGUGCGCGCGCGCUUGGCACGGAGCCGCGCACUCCAGCCCAUACCCGUAGUAAAGCAAAGCUCCAAACUAGACAUGGCGGCGGAUCCUCAGCCGGACUGGCUCUCCUGCCUUCCCUCUUCUUGGAGUUAUGGGGUGACUCGGGAUGGACGCAUAUUCUUCAUUAACGAAGAAGCAAAGAGUACAACCUGGUUGCAUCCAGUUACAGGAGAAGCUGUCAUCACGGGGCACAGAAAAACCCCAGAUUUACCAACAGGAUGGGAGGAAGGAUAUACAUUUGAGGGAGCUCGCUGCUUCAUCAACCACAAUGAGCGAAAGGUGACCUGUAAGCACCCGGUGUCUGGGUUCCCCUCACAAGACAACUGCAUCUUUGUGGUUAAUGAACAUGUGAAUUGUGGAAAGUUUGUCCACCCUGAGAAACCUGUAGAGGCUGUCACCAGAUCGGCUCCCAAGUCUUCGUCGGAACAGGGAAGCAGCAGUGACAAGAAGGAGCGUCCUAUGAGUACCAUGAGUGAAGCGUCAAACUACACAGGUGGCUCCGAUUACAGCACCUUCACUGGCAGCCCAGCCACCACAGUCACUACUGCCAUUACCACUUCCACCUCAUCUACACGGCCUUCUAGGUCUUCCAGAAAAGUCCACAACUUUGGCAAGAGGUCCAACUCAAUCAAGAGAAACCCCAAUGCCCCAGUGGUGAGGAGCAGCUGGCUUUACAAACAGGACAGUACAGGCAUGAAGCUGUGGAAGAAGAGGUGGUUCGUCCUGUCUGACAUGUGCCUCUUCUACUACCGUGAUGAAAAAGAGGAUAGCAUCCUAGGAAGCAUCCUGUUGCCCAGUUUUCACAUAUCUAUGUUGUCGGUGGAUGACCACAUCAGCAGGAAAUAUGCCUUUAAGGCCACGCACCCCAACAUGCGGACAUAUUACUUCUGCACUGACACAGCCAAAGAGAUGGAGUCCUGGAUGAAAGUCAUGACAGACGCUGCUCUCGUCCACACUGAACCAGUCAGAAGAACGGACAAGUUGAAAGGGGACCAGCGGAGACCUCAAGAGCUGAACAACCUGCUGAACCACAGAGUCCUCACACGGCCCGAGAUCCAGAACAACGAACGCAAUCGAGAACCUGCGUGUCAACAUUCCCUGUCGCAGGUCGACGACAAAUGGCAAAAAGAUGUUGUGAAACACAAUGACCAGAGGGAGCAAGAGUACUACACCUUACAGCGGGAGGGAGAAAGGUACUCUCUGAAGAAAGAGGGCGUGAGCUACAUGCUGCAGAAGGAUGGAGAUAGGUAUCUCCUGCACAAGGAUGGAGAAAAGUACCUCCUGAGAAAGGAUGGGGAGAAAUACUCGCUGCAGAAAGAUGAAAAAGUGUACACCAUUCACAGAGAUCUGGAGAAGUGCGGCGUCCGUAAAACGGAUGAUAAACACGCGGUGACGCCGGCUGAGGAAAAGUACGCACCCUCCAAAGAUGGGGAGAAGUAUCUGCUCGCAAAAGACGGAGAAAAGUACGCGCUGCAGAAAGUAUGCGACCGACACACGCUCCAGAAAGAUGGAAAAAAGUGCCUCUCUCAAAAAGAGGUCAAGAGACAGCUGUCAUUAAAGGAAACUGAAAGGUUCAGCACUAUGAGGGAGAAGGAUAAUAAAUAUGGCACUAUACAAGUUAUGGACAAAUACAACACUAUGAAAGAAAUUAAGAGAUACAGCUCGUUUCGAGAGGGGGAUAAAUACGCGACUCUGAGGGACGCAGAGAAAUGUGCUACGGUUUGUGAUAAAUACGGCUUUCAGAGAGAUCCGAGCACCGACAGGGCUCUGACUAAAAUCAACAGCAUCAAGCUACAACCAGCCCAGGCUGCCGCCAUCGCAGCUGCGGUGUCUGCGUCUCGCCAGAACCAGGCCAACAUCAGCGCCCAGAAACCUGCACAGGUCAGUGGCUCAGGGUGUGGGACAGGCGAGCAGCAAAGGGACUGCAGCCCCACAGAGGUGGAUGGCAACCUGGCCAGGGUUCCCGUAAAGUCUCCAGCUCCAGUCCAGGAGCCAGAAAAGGGUUUGUCCAGGACCAACUCCAUUCAGCAGCUGGAGCACUGGGUCCACCCGCAAAGGAGAGGAAUGGACGAUAACCCAAAGAGUGUUACAUCGUACCAGACUUUACCGAGAAACAUGCCCAGCCACCGUACCCAGAUUGUACCCCGCUACCCUCAGGGGUACCGCACGCUGCCCCGCAACAGCAUGAUGAGGCCCGAAAGCAUUUGCAGUGUGGCAGGCUCGGUAUAUGACCGGGCCCUCCAUCCAGCCUGCACGUCUGCUGUUAGCACAACAGAGAAGAGAAAAUCAAUGAGGGAUGACACAAUGUGGCAGCUCUAUGAGUGGCAGCAGAGGCAGGCCUUCUCCAGGCAAAGUCUGGCUCAGCCAGCAGGUGUGGGUCAUUACGGCACGCUGCCCAGCAUUAAGACCAUGGGCAACAUCUCCCAACAUGCCGUGGCGCACUCCAUUCCCACUUCCCCAUCUCAUGGCUCUCUGGCUCUGUACAGCACAUUCUCCCCUUCUCGUCAGCAGGUUGCUCAAAAUCAUAGUAGCUCCCACUCUGAGGUUUCUUCGCCCAUAUUGAGGGGGGACGUGACUCUUGAUCGCCGGCACAGGACACACCUUGCGAAGUACGGAUACACAGCUGAUCGACGAUCCAUUGCAGUUGGCAUCCCAUCUCAGACUAUCACUCCACAGUCUCUGCAGGGCAAGACGCCGGAGGAGCUGACACUGCUGCUGAUCAAGCUUCGCCGGCAGCAGGCGGAGCUCAACAGCCUGCGGGAACACACAGUAGCUCAGCUAAUGGCCGUUGGUAUGGAAGGGCACAACGCAAAGACUGAUGUUCUCUUCCAUCAUCUCCAGAGGAACCUUAUAUACCUGGAAAGUCAGACGAAGGAGAAUGAGCCUCUAAUCUUCAUGAUUCACACUAUGAUUGAGAACUCUGCACCAAGGCCACAACUCUACCAGCAAACGAGUUCAGAUGACUACAAAGACGGCGCCUUCGUCCAGCGCCCAGAGGAGGCUGACAUAGAUACCAAGCUGAGCAGACUGUGUGAGCAGGACAAAGCAGUGAGGAUGCAGGAGGAGAAACUGCAGCAGCUACACAGAGAGAAGCACACUCUGGAGACAGCGCUGCUGUCUGCCAGUCAGGAGCUGAGUGAACAGAGUGACUCCAAUGCAGCAGCCACACAGAGCCUGGUCCAACAGAGAGAUGUGCUGCAAAAUGGGCUGCUCAGCACCUGCAGGGAGCUGUCCCGAGUCAGCACUGAGCUAGAGUGCUCCUGGAGGGAGUACGACCUACUGGAAGCAGAUGUUACUCUGGCCAAAUCCAACCUACUGGAACAGCUGGAGGCCCUGGGCAGCCCACAGACAGAGCCUCCAAGUCAGCGGCACAUUCAGAUCCAGAAAGAGCUGUGGAGGAUCCAGGAUGUGAUGGAGGCGCUGUCCAAGAGCAAACCCCAGCGGAGCACAAAUAGCAGUUUUCUUGGUUCAAAGCCACUCAGCAUCCAGCAGAAGAAUGAGGCAGUCACUCAGCCACUCAGUCCUCCCAAGGAGGGCAACAGCGUACCCCCCCGCCCGCCUCUCCCCCAGUACUACGACUCAUCAGACCGCCCCCCUCAAGUGCCCCCCCACCACUCGCACCGUGGUGGCCCCAUGCCCUCCCACAAUUAUCGUCCUGAAGACCGCAAAACCGGCACCAGGAAUGGAGCACACAGUCAAGCUCCAGAUUACCGGCUAUAUAAGAGUGAGCCGGAGCUGACCACGGUGAACGAGGAAGUGGACGAGGCCAACGGUGAAGAGAAGGACAAGGCUGAGACUGAAAGUAAAGACGGCCCAUCAUCCAAAGUGUCCCCGUACCGAGUGGGUGUCAUCCCCCCCAGGACCAAAUCCCCAAUGAGCCCUGCCGAGUCCUCCACUAUUGCUUCCUACGUUACCCUGAGGAAGACCAAGAAACCUGAAUCCAGAUCUGAUCGUCCCAAAAGUGCAGUGGAUCAAAUAGGAUUUGGGGAGAGAGAGGUGGGCAGAACAAGGAUGAGUGUAGAGGAGCAACUGGAUCGACUAAGAAGAAAUCAGGAGGCCUUGUUGCUCCGUGAGAAAAAGAAAGAAACCCCAACCCGCUCACCGUCCUUCAGCAAAGACAAUCCAUUUCUUAUUCUGCAGAGUCGUAUCCCAGCAGGAGCCGGUGCAGACCCUUUGGAGCUGGAGGCUGCACUGCAGCAGCUGAAGGUGGAGCACAAGGAGCAGAGCAGAGCUUCUGUUGACGCUGCAGGAAACUGCACAGAAAGAACGCUGACUGUUGCAAAGGAGAUGCCCACAGCAGAGGAGGUGAAAAAUGGCAAAUGUGAGGAAGUAAAGCAAGACGGGAACACGGGCCUGAAGAGUGUGGAAGAGCCACAGGUUACGAUGGGCAGAUUAGAUCAUGAGCUGUGUGAGAGUCAAAAGGUGGUGAUCCUGGACUUGGGCACGGAGCCUCAGCGGGUGGAGAUUGUGAACCUUGAGCCCUUCGAGGACGAUGAAAGCCGAGAGCAAGAUCUGACCAGCUCACCUACAAAUGCCACCACUGAAAACAGCUUCCAGAUUGUUGAGCCUGAGACUCCAAGCCCUGAGCCCGAGGUCGAAGAGAUGACACAACCGUCGAGGGGAGAUAAGAACCUCGGGAAGAGCCUGGAUUCAUACAACCAGCUGACAGCAGACAACAAAAAACACAGCAACAGUAUUUUGGCAUCGCAGACGUUCACUUUGGUGAGCAGUGACACGUGAGCAAUGGCGGCCUGGACAUCCUCACUGGCGUCCCAUUGAGCUCAAAUGUAUCCAGCCUGCACAGAGCAAUGCUUCCUGCAUUUACAACGAAAUCUGUUGGCACUAGUGUUACGUGCCAAUACAGAGACGGAGACUGAGAGGAUGAUGAUUCAGACUGACCGACACCUAGACGACCAGCCAUCAUAUUCAAAGAGGCAGAUAUUCUGUAUCUUUAGUGCUCAUUAGAUCUGCCGGCACAUACUCUGUCCUUAAGCAAAACACAUUCUGUGGAGAUGUCAGCAUAUUCUAGGACUGUAAAAUGGUUUAGUUUAAAAAUUAUGUGGUUUAACUACAAAAUGCCUGAAGAAGCCCAGAAAUUCAUUGCUGUAGUGUUACAAUAAAGCUUUGUUCAGCGUUCAAACAGCUGUGCAAAAUGUGAUUAAAAGCAAAGUGCAAUUCCAACUCCAAAGUUAAAGUACAAGUUAUUAAAUGUUUAAAAGAUCAAUUUUAUUUACAUAGCACCAAAUCACAACAGUCACCUCAUGAACUGUAUAUAGGAAAGAAGGACCGUGUAAUUGUGCAAGCACUUGGCGACAGCAGAAAGGAAAAACUCCGGUUUAACAGGAACAAACUUCCAGCAGAACCAGUAUCAGGGAGGUGCAGCCAUUUGCCAUGGCUGGUUGUUGAUGUGAGGAAGAUGGGAUAAAGAGAGCCAGAGAUGAUAAUUAUUACUAAUGAUUAAAUGCAGAGAGGUGUAUAAACACAGAGUGGAGAAAAAAACCUUCACUCUCCACUUUUCAGAAAGUUUAAGGAGUGUUGAAAUACGGGAGCAAACCUGGUCUCAGUUUUUAAUGUUUCACGCAUCUAAUUCAGUAUAUUGAAAACACUGCAUUUCUCAGCUCAGAUUUAAUGUUUGAUAUGUUGCCUUUGUACUAUUUUUUUUAAUUGAAUAAGGCUUUAAAUAAUCAAACAAGUCAAAUUACUUUUUACACAGUGCCCCUGCUUUUUGGGAAUGUGUUGUAAACAGGAAGGAGUUAACCAGCGAGCAGGUGACCAAACCCCAGAUGAAAGGGAAAGGUUUGCCUUUUCCAGGCAGAAUGUAGCCACUGCUCUGGUGUGAAUACUUCUGAGUAGCCCUGAAAAGCCGAGUGGAGCCUGAUGCUGACUGGAAAGGAUUUAGACCUCGCAGGAGACGGAUAGCGUCCAGUCACUUUUAUGGACCGUGUAAUUUAGUUAGCUUCAUAAAAUUUGGGUGGUUUACUGAUAAUGGCUUUGUAAUCUGUGGCACAUGAGCAAUCCAAAGCAUUUCCAUGAUCCAAAAGGCCCACAUAUAGCAGAGUAACAAACCAUUCAUCUUGUAAAUGGAAAUUAUGACACGUGGCUCCUUCCUAACCUCAGGACAAAUGGCCAGUCCUAACAUAAAGUGUUUGUAAAUGUCUUUGGAAAUAGCUGGAUAAAUCCCUGUAAUCUAGACUCAGACAGAUGUGGUGUAAGGGGGUGAUGGAGAAACCAGUGGACUGUUCUGUUUAGUCUGAGGUUAGCACUAACCCCAUCAAGUAUCUGAAGGGUGUACUCCUGAGUGAGGGGAAACUAAGCAGAUUGGACUGGACAUGCAGUUUAAGGGUUAAGCUUUUAAUUUAAUCAUCAGUUUUGACAUCAAGCACAUCCAUAUAUAUAAAUAGUUUAUUUGGCUGAGUUCAGGUGACGUGAUAUUUUGCAGUUGCUCACUGUAUUGUGCCUUUUCGUGUGCAUUCGUGUUUCGGAGUGAGAGGCAGUGGAACAUGGGACUGAAAGGAAGGAGGACCUGAAGUUGACAGAGAUCCCUCCCAUUUACCAACCCGGUCAUGUUCAAAUCUUCGCCUGUGCUUCAACCUUUGUAGUAGCCAGUUGGUCCAGACACUGUCUGAAACAUAAACUCAGAUUAUUCACUUUAACCAUUUUUUAAAGAUUGUACUACUUAUCUGGUAAAAGUGAAAAGAAAAAAAAUCUGAAAACUUAAUGUUUUCCUUCCAUUUGUUAUGCUACAGCCAUGUGCUGCCACUGAGGCAGCGUGUUGUUUUUCUCCAAAACACCAUGUAGGAAUAUUUCUGGGCAGGCAAGAAUCUGAGCUAAACCAUUGUACAGUCUCACUUUUAUGUGUGACUUCUUUUGGAUAUAAUGUAGCCUCAUAAAACUGUGUUGUCAAAUACAUACACGUGUACAGAGCUUUUGAUACCUUACUAAGUGCUAAAGUCAUCCUAACAUAACUAUUAAAAUAACAGUUAUCUAUAGUUCUGGUGGAUGGGAUAUUAGCUGUUCCUGAGUUGCUAGAGAUGAGUGUACAGCUGUAUAUAUGAGCAUCUGAGAAGCCUCAUCACAGAUGGCACAGCACCAAACGACACAGACGCAGUGCUUUACUUUAACCCCAAGUGGCCGCUAAUCUUUAACCUGCUCGGAUCUGGAUCCUUUGGUUGAUUUCAAACUGGAGGGAUCCCACAUCUUUUACACCUGCAAAAUAACAGAUUAGCCUUCAUUUUAAUAUAAGUAUAUCCAUAUAUUAUAUGAAUAUUAAGCUGUUUUUUUACUUUAACAAGGUGCCACAUCAUGCUGCUGUUUGUUUUUGUUUUUUUACAGAUUAAGGUAUAAAGUUAGGAUUGUUUAUGUUGAGCAGAUGGUUUGAAUACCCUGACGUGCUUGCAAAGCCUCACAGAAUAUGCGAAUGAGUUGAAUUUGAAGUCUACUUUCUCAGUUUGUGUCUCUCUUUGUUUUUCCUCACUUUGGUUUGUAUCAGUUAGAAAAUACACAUAAAAAGGAUUUAGUUUGACUCUGUCCUAGGUGGUGGAAACUCAGAAAACGGCACAUGUACAAAGCAAUAAAUAGGUAUUUGAAGCCCCAGGACAUUUAAAAAAUUAAGAGAUAAAUAAACUGUAAAAAAAAAAAUUAAGAUAAGAUAGAAAACUUUAUGUACACAGUGAAAAAAGAAGAGUGAAUAUUAUAAGAAAUUAUUAUCAUUAAUAUUAGAGUCAAUAUGCAAAACAUUCAUUUCUCAUCUGUUUUAUAUCGUGAAAUAAAUGUUGAUGUUCUUAAAACA